Molecule: messenger RNA, 2008 nt
Organism: Octopus bimaculoides (California two-spot octopus)
Lineage: Eukaryota; Metazoa; Mollusca; Cephalopoda; Octopoda; Octopodidae
Product: vacuolar-sorting protein SNF8
Biological process (GO): protein transport to vacuole involved in ubiquitin-dependent protein catabolic process via the multivesicular body sorting pathway
Cellular component (GO): ESCRT II complex
Source: RefSeq, a predicted model, not a curated record
AAACAAUUAUGAUAAUGAGGAGGAAGAUGACAGCAACAAUUGUCUCUUCGGUUGAAUACCGUUCUAACUUUGAGGUUUUCUUUUCUCUUGUGUGACAGGCUCGUUACAAAGACAAAGGAAAUGUAAUUGCCGAAGACCAACUGGCUCAGAUGGCCAAACACAUGGAAACGUUCAAAGUGAACUUGGAAGAGUUUGCCAGCAACCACAAAGACCAAAUUAAGAAAGAUCCAGAAUUCCGUGUCCAGUUUCAAAAGAUGUGUGCCUCGAUCGGUGUUGAUCCUUUAGCAUCAAGUAAAGGAUUCUGGUCAGAAAUGUUGGGUGUCGGAGAUUUCUAUUAUGAAUUAGCUGUGAAGAUUGUGGAGGUGUGCAUGGCCACUAGUCAUCAUAACGGAGGUCUUAUUGGUCUGGAAGAACUGAAGGACAAACUGGAAGCAUCAAGGGGUAAAAACACACAAGAAAUUAGUCUAGACGACCUCCUCUGUGCAAUCAAAAAACUGAAGACGCUUGGCAAUGGUUUCACCAUUCUUCCCAUUGGCAAAACCUAUUUAGUGCAGUCUGUGCCUGGAGAAUUGACUAUGGACCAUACCACAGUGUUGCAACUAGCACAGAAAAAUGGUUUUGUAACAAUCACUUUGAUAUCAGAAACACUUAACUGGGAGAAAGAAAGGGCCAUCAAAUCUUUGGAAUACAUGGUGAAAGAAGGCUUGGCCUGGGUUGAUGACCAAGCAAGGGAUGAACGCCACUACUGGUUCCCUACCCUAUGCCCAGACUCACUCUAACAACCCUUUCUCUCUCUCUCUUUCAGCGUGCCACCUUCUUUUCUUCUUUCUUCUUGUCCCAUCUUCUCUCUCUCUCUAUUUAUGAUCUAUGCGUUAUAUAUAUACGUGCACAUACACAUACAGACACACAUACACUCACAAAUAUAUAUUUAUGUAGUAUAUAUAUAUGUGUGUGUAUGUGUACAUAUCUAUCUAUAUACACACACAUGCAUUCCUACCGUGCUUCACCCUGAGCGAGUGUCUUCUGCCUUGUGAGUGAAUUGCAGAAGUGGCAGGUCAGCUUAUUAGAUGUAAAGUAAUGAUAUAAUAAAAUUACGGUAAUCUAAGAAAGUUAUAACUGCCUCUCCUAAAAUCGGCUCAGAAUACCUGGAAUGUACCUUGUAUAAAUAUGUGUUUUCAGAUACACACCUCACACAUAUAAACUACAUAAAUAUUGAUUUCAAGUUUUGGCACAAGGCCAGCAAUUUCGAGGAAGGGGGUGUAAGUUGAUUACAUCGACCCCAGUGCAUAACCGGUACCUAUUUCAUCGACCUUGAAAGGAUGAAAAGCCAAGUCCGACCUCAACGGAAAUUGAACUCAGAACUUAAAGACAGAUGAAAUAAUGAUAAGCAUUUCCCCCCAGCUUGUUUUAACAAUGAUAACAAUAUUUUAAAAGGAUUGACAUAGCUUUUCCCAAAGAUAAACAGACAAGACAAAGAGCAUGAUGGGAUUGCCGUUGAUAUUUUAUUGGCUGAACGAUACUUCGAAGCUUGCUGUCGAAAUAUCAAUUGCAAUCGUGUUGUGCUCUUCGCCAUAUCUGAUAAUAACAAUAGUAAUAAUAAUAAUAAUAAUCCUUUCUACUAAAGGCACAUGGCCUGAAAUUGUGGGGGAGGGGUCUAAUUGAUUAAAACGACCCCACUACAAAAAUAGUAAUGGUUUCAAAUUUAGGUACCAGGCCUGAAAUUUUGUAGGAGGUGGGGGUAAGUCGAUCACAUCAACCCCCAGUACUCAACUGGUAUUUAUUUUAUUGACUUCGAAAGGCCAAGUCAAUCUCGGCAGAACACACACCAUAGGUAUUGGGAGGUCAAAAUGUCAUGAAUGUGUGAUUGCAUGCUUCUCUCUCUCUCUAUUUCUCUUUUUGUCUCUCUUUCUUUCUCAGCCUCACUUCCCCCCUCCUCUCUCACUCUCUCUGCUUCUCUCUCCCCCCGCUACUAUUCAAUCUCAACAAAUAAAAUUUAUUUUUCAUAGUU